GGGGCUGGGGGUUGAGAAUACGGAGUGAGUGGAAAAAUAAAAGUCUGUAGAAAGAGAAAAAAAAACGUGGUUCCAUACUCAGAUUGAGAGUUUUUCAUGCGAUGUUUUGACUGCUGCAAUGACGAUGUGGAAGAUUCGACCAUUGCAACAUUUUAAUGCGGCUAAACUGAUUAGCUAAAGAAUUAUAACAAGGCAUUCCCCCACUAUCAGCACGACGGACUCAAAGUUCAACGCCAUGCAGUGCUGACGAGUGGGUUUAUACCAAGCUAGAGCAACAUUCGUCUCUACGGUUUGUGAAAAAGAAAAUACAAAAUAAAGUUAGGAGCUCAGAAGUAACUAGGGAACAGUAGGGGGCCUGGGGGGUUAGAGCGCAUGAGAACAGAGGGGUUUAGGCUAAGCUUAGAAACGGAAAAGUUUUCAAGCCAGCGAGGAAUUUUUCGAUUUUAAUUUGUCAAGAACAACGAAGGCUGGGUGUCCAAUACCACGCUAACUAACAACCAAACGGGAAACUUUCUGAAUUGACCAGAGUCACCAUGAAAACCCCCGGGGACACGGGGUUUGCCUUCCCCGACUGGGCCUACAAACCCGAGUCGAGCCCCGGCUCGCGACAGAUUCAGCUCUGGUGCUUCAUCCUGGAGCUGCUGCGGAAGGAGGAGUACCAUGAAGUCAUCGCUUGGCAGGGCGACUACGGAGAGUUUGUCAUCAAGGACCCCGAAGAGGUGGCCCGACUGUGGGGUGCCCGCAAGUGCAAACCGCAGAUGAACUACGACAAGCUGAGCAGAGCGCUUAGAUAUUACUACAACAAGAGAAUCCUCCACAAGACCAAAGGGAAGAGGUUCACCUACAAGUUCAACUUCAACAAGCUGGUGCUGGUCAACUACCCCUUCAUCGACAUGGGCUCUGGUAGGGGAGUCCCCCAGAGCGCCCCUCCCGUGCCGACCGGGGGCAGCCACUUCCGCUUCCCCCCCUCCACCCCGUCCGAAGUGCUCUCCCCCAAUGAGGACCUGCGCAGCCCGGGCGUGUUCAGCAGCGUGGCCCGCCGUAUGGGCCGCGGCUCUGUCUCCGACUGCAGCGAUGGCACCUCCACCAAUUCUGAGCUGGAGGAAGGCGUGGGGGGUGAAGAUCGUGGCGGCGUGGGCCCCGAACGGGCGUUCCGCGGCCUCCUCCACCCCCGCCUCUCCCAUGACUCGCUGUUUCGUGCCUAUGGGGGACCCGGCGGGCUAGGCCGUCCCCCGCCCGGCCACAGGGUCCACGGUGACCCCAUGUCUCCGUUCCCUGUGUCCCCACUGCCGGGCCCUGGGGGCCUCCUGGGGUCCACUCUGUCCCCAGCCCUGUCCAUGACCCCUGGCUCCCACCUGCCCUACACCCCGUCCCCCUCCCUCAGCCCCAUGCUGGGCUCCCACUUCUCCUUCAACCCGGACGACAUGAAGCGCUACCUGCAGGCCCACCACCAGAGUGUCUACAACUACCACCUCAGCCCCAGAGCCUUCUUCCACUACCCCAACAUCGUGGUCCCCCAGCCCCACAGGCCUUCUGCCGCCCCUGACAAGCCCAUAACAGCCCACCACCAUGCCCCGCCCAUGCCCCACUCCCAUUCGCUGCACCACCAUCAAGGGGAGGAGCAGCACCCCUCGCCCUUCAAGUUCAAGCUGCAGCCGCCUCCACUGGGGCGUAAACAGAGGGACUGCUCCGCCUCCUCUACCGGUGGGUCCUCCUCCAGCCUAGGCUCCUCCUACGCUGCUUUAGGGCUGCUCUCUAACUCCUCCUCAGUGGGCCCUCCCAAAAUCAAGGUGGAGCCCGUCUCUGACAUUGAGUCCGAUGAGGAAGUGGAGGUGACCGACAUCAGCGAGGAGGACGAGCUGCUCGACGACUACGAGGGCGACGUCUUCACCCCCCCUCAUCCCACCAACGGAACCGCCCCUACCGCCAUUACCAACCUGGGUGCCAUCGCCGCUGACGACCUGGAUGAGGAUGUGUUCAAGACCCCCGCCGCCCCUCCCAUGGGCCCUCUGACUCCCUCCCUGCUGGGCCUCAAGAGCGAGCCAGGCCAGGGACCUCCCAUCAGCCCCGGCGGCACCCUCUGUAUCCCCCUCAAGCUGCGCUUCAAACGCCGCUGGAGCGAGGACCAGAAGAUGGAGGCCUAUGGCGAGCGCGAGGAGGCCGAGGAUAAGAAAGUGCGGGCGGAGAAGGAGGUGGUGGAGGAGCCGGCAAGGAGGGAGUCAGAGAAUGGGGAGGGGCCAAGGAGAAGCCCGUCCAUGAGUCUGGGGGCUCCUCCGGCCCAGCGCAGGGCCAGCUCCGAGCUGCAGAGAGCCACAGCCCAGCUGUCUCUGGAGAACCACGGAGCAUGUUGAGGCAGGGAUACACACACACACACAGAGAGAGAGAGACGAUCUCAUGCCCAUACCUACAUACACACUCGCUCAUAUAACCAAGCUUACGCAUAUACACAAGUGCCUGUGCGGAAGGCUUUUUUUACUCUCAUUUUGAACUGAUUUAAUAGUGAACAUUAACACACAGCUCAACAUGCUGUGACUGAGAAACUAAGGCUGGCCAUUAGAUAUCCCCUCUAAACGGGCCUAGUUCCAGGAUCCAUCCCUUAGACCUGUACGCUGCCUUAAGGUGCCUCCAUCUCCCCUCAACAUCUCCUCCCAGUAACGCCCUUAGCUCCUUAGCCUUUUAUGUUGCAUCAAAACAGAUGGGAAAGAGUCCCUUCAGACCCACUCUCCCAGAAGAACCUUAAUAUUGCUGACACUGGGGGGGGGGGUGACAUCACGACAAUGCCUUCUACCUUCAACAGACUUGAAAAGAGAUUACAGAAGUGCUUGUCUUGACGGGGACCGCCUACCAACUCUUGUCAACUGUUCCAUCACCUUUUAUGACUGGGAAGGGAUCUCAGGAUUCAAAACAGAGACCUCCUUGUCCGCGUAUGUCAGACCUCUUCGACAGGGACAGACUUAAGACUGAAUUUGUCUGAGUGAGCCCUCCUUUUCACCAGACGCUCUUUGAUAAUCGUCUCUCCCCAGACUUGAGCAUAGGGACAAAAACCAUAAUGGCGUGCAGAUCUAUAGAGGACGUGGACGGACUGACUGGAGACCCCCCCCCCUUGUCUCUUAUGGCCUUCCUGUCACUCAAGUGUUGAUUGACACCUACCAUGGCAACAAUGCAGUACCCAACCCAACCAGGCCUUAAUGGACAGCUUUUGGGGACCCUACAAGACUUUUGCACAAUCUUCUAAGAAGAGCGGAUCGAGGAAAUGGGUAGUUAGUCCGCGCUUGAAAUGUUGUUGAAAUAUUAUCUUAAAGGUCUCCUUUCCCCUCGUUUAAGCCGCUCCUGUUUCUCCCAUAGAGGGUGCCUCAAAAAACAAAAAAAAAGGACCGUAUUUGGGGAGAUGCGGUGGGGCAUUUGCAGUGAACGGAGGGUUAGAAGUACCUCUGUAUAUACAAUGUUCUUGAACCGAGACUGAAAUUAAUAGAUUUUCCCCUCCCGCCCCAAGAAAGUAUACCAUGAAUGCGAGUACCGAGGUGAUAUCAGGCAACUUCACAAAGCCUUUUUAGUGACAUUUGAACUUUGCCCGUUUUAAUGAACAAACCGGACAAAUUGAGAUUGUGCCUUUUUUUUAAACUGACAGGUGACUUAAAGGAAUUACCCCUGCCAAAUAAUGUGCUCACACUCUCCCACACACAGACACAAUGUUGUUCCCUGGCGUUCACACUCGUGUAAAAAAAAAAAAAUCUCAUUGUUAACUCACAUGGUACCUCCCCACAAACACACACACACACACACACUUCUGUAGAAGCCUCAAGAGCAUACCGUACUGAAAUGAGUUGGUGUGGCGUGGGAACAGACCGCAUACACUGAUUGCCACUUUGCCUUAUUUGUUUUAUACCAUUUAAGAAACAGAUGCUGAAUAACUUAAACCAAUACUACACAUUUUAUUUGAAUAUAUUAAAUACAAAUGUUAUAUUUCCAAAAAACGUAUAAUUUGAUUAUGAAUCAGGAAUUGUAAUGGUAACUAUAUGUUGGGCAUAUAUGAGGGAGCCCUCUUCUCUCCUUGCCCCUCUUGACUGUGGAACUGCAUUGAAAAGGGUCCUUGUGCAAGAGGAAUCGGAACACGGUUCUGUUUGUACUAUAAAAACAAGUAUUCUGUUUAGGGGUUGAAGGAUGGUGAGUGUAAAGGGACAGUAAAUGAACAAAUAAUGGAGAAAUGUUAGAUCUUGGACCCUGAACCUCAGCUUUUACGACCAGGCUCACCCCUUCUCGACAUCCCAAAUGCUCCUGGGAACACAGGGACUAGAGGUCUACUGAACCUGCCUUUUGUCUUGGACCAUGAACUAUACUAGGAGAAUGCAUCAGCAACACUCCACCACCUGUGUGUACACAUGUGAGGUAGACCUGGUCUGCUGAGAGGGGUGGAAAUGCGUAAAUGCGGCUAACCUAGAGUAAAAGGAAGGUGACAUCACUAGCGACAUGAUUUCCCACCCCCGUACUAGUCCCUCUGGCUUUGUAGACGCUUAACCAGAGAAACCACCACCGCCCAAGCAGGAUAUGACAUCACAAAACCUCGGAGAGGGACUUCCCGUAAUCUGAGAAAACGCUUUGCAGGUGCCAUCUACUGUGUAUAUGCCCCUCCAGCUGGGUAACAUAACAAGAUCCAGGCCAAAAUAAGACUUGCCCAGAGUUUGUUCAUAGCGCUAGUGUGGCGUGAGUGGGUGUCUAAGCAGCUGUUGGUGUUGCCUUAAGGCGUCCGCAUGCUUCCCAGCAGAAACCGUUCAGAAGAGUUUGUGGAUUUAUUAUGCUAACAUUUUGUUACAUUUUGGACUUCGGUAAGGUUUUUUCGGCUGUUUGGGCACAUUAUAUUUUUUCUAGAAGGAAACCGACGUCAGUAGCUGAAGUCUAUGCCCCUUCGGUGAUUGGUCAACAGUAUGGAUUCUUCAAUAAAGUCUUAGUUGUCAUUCAAGGAGAGACGACUCAUUUUCAUGCACAUUUUUUUUUGUUUAGAAAUACUGCACCCACUUAGUUAGGUUUAAAAUUGCGCGACUAAGAUCUUCUCUGCAAAAACUUCAAUUAAUUACAUAUUUCUUGAGUUAUUCUGACUACUUUGAGGAAGUGUAUACUGGCUACGGCAUCUCAAAAUGGACAAACCGUACUAUUGCCACUUUUUUUUCUUGUUUUUCAAGCGAAUGUCUUUAAGGGAGUUUUGCGAACACAGUCAUUCGGUUCGGGACCAGUCAAACAGAAGCAUGCUGAUGCCUUUAGCCACCCAGCUAGUCUUUUGUCCCACCUUGCAUUGUAACUGACAGCUGCCUUAAUUGUUGCUUAGAAAGAAACAUUAAAUCACCAUUUUUUCCCUACUAUACUUUUCCCUCAAUAUCAUCAUUGCUGUUUAUUUUUCAAAAUAUAUUAUUACUGUCAUUAUUAUUAUUAUUAUUAUUAUUAUUAUUAUUAUUAUUAUUAUUAACAUGAUUUACUAUUUGAUUAUUUUGUACCCUGGGCCUACCUCUUUUCCAUGGCUAUUUGAAUCUCUCAUGAGUUGUGUUUUAUUUUUCAGUAUGUAUUUUCCAAACAAUGACAACUCCUCCAUCUUACACUUAUCUGAACUAAAAUAGUAGUUAAAACUUCAACUAAGCUGGUUGUAUUUGUAAUUGUGGACACAUGGAAAAGAGGGGCUCACAUAAUCCUAUCACAUUACCUUCGUUUUGAAAUAUAUUUUUUGGUCUUGUGUAUAUAUAUUAUUUUUCACUUUUGGGAGGACUCUGUGAGGAAAAAGAUAUUGUAUUAUUUGAAAGGUGACCAUCUCUCUCCCUCUAACCUCCCUCUCUCUCUUCGUUCACUCUUCUCAGCGGUUAUUUAACACUCAAACUGAGAGAUGAGACUCCAUGCCUUGAGGAAGCAUACCUUCUGUUUCUCUUGUAUUUUUCACCCCUUAUUUGUAAUUAAAUUGUAAUCAGGGUUCAUUAAAACAGGUAAAAAUUGA
This is a messenger RNA of Oncorhynchus mykiss (rainbow trout), 5974 nucleotides long. RefSeq names its product ETS domain-containing transcription factor ERF. Gene Ontology annotation, biological process: cell differentiation; regulation of transcription by RNA polymerase II. NCBI's taxonomy places the organism in Eukaryota, Metazoa, Chordata, Actinopteri, Salmoniformes, Salmonidae. Gene Ontology annotation, cellular component: nucleus. Gene Ontology annotation, molecular function: sequence-specific DNA binding; DNA-binding transcription factor activity, RNA polymerase II-specific. The record is from RefSeq and is a predicted model, not a curated record.